This is a messenger RNA of Vicugna pacos (alpaca), 1045 nucleotides long. Lineage: Eukaryota; Metazoa; Chordata; Mammalia; Artiodactyla; Camelidae. The record is from RefSeq and is a predicted model, not a curated record.
AUGACAAAGGAGCUGGAGAAGGAUGAGGACCCGCUGCGCCGGCCGGUCACCGUCGCUCUGGUCGAGUCCAACAGUGUGAAUCAUAACAGAGCCUCAGGACUCUAUGUCCAGAGUAGUGAGGCGCUGCAUGUCAUCACCAACGUGAUCCACGCUAACGGGGACAGAGGCAUCACUGUGGCCCAGAGCAGCCAGCUCACCCGUGUGGCCAACAACAGCAUCUCCUGCAACCGCCAGAGUGGGGUCAAGGUAGAGGCGCAGUGCAAGGUGGAGCUCCGGGGCAACGGUAUCUAUGACAACAGAGGCCAUGGCAUCAUCACCAAGGGUGACAGCACUGUCGUCAUUGAAAAUGACAUCAUUGGCAACCGGGGCAGCGGGCUGCAGCUCCUGCCCACGUCCGACACGAAGUGCAAGGCCGUGCCAAGGCUCUGGUGCAGGAGAACAUCAUCUUCCAGGGCAAGACCAACAAGACAUUUUCAGCAGAUCUCAAACAACCGAGAAUGCAUCAUGCAAAACAACAAGUUCUUGGUCUUCAAGAAAAAGUCUGACACGUGGCGCCUGGCAAACCCACCUGCACGGCCUCACCUUGAAAACUCUCUCCAAGGCCCCUCUGCUGCUCAUGGUGGGCAGAAGGUGACAGCCAUGGCGACCAGGAUCACAGCCCAUGUGGAAGGUGGUUACCACAGCAAACGCAGCAUCUUCUGCACCAUCCUGUGAGCAGGCAGAGCCACGGAGUGGGGCGGCUGGGGGUUGUCCGAAGACUCAGGGAAGCCAGCACGUACACUGCUCUCAGGCUCAGCCCUGCCCAGCCGAGCUAAGUGGGGUGCAGCCUUCGGGAUGAAGAAGUCAUGCUUAUGAAGGCUCCAGACCCCUCUCUGUCUUCUUACCACCUCCCUGAAAAAAAGCAAGCUCCCAAGCCUUCUGGGGACUAAGAACAAGGUACCUACAAAACACUUUAAUUCUACAACCCUCAGCAGGAAGGAACUUGGAAUUAUUUUCCAGAAAGAAAAAGGGAACAGAGUUUGGUGGGUUUCCAGUCCCUCAAGCU